AAUAUAUGUGUUUUCAACACAUUUUUGAAUCUCACCCCACUCAUCCCAUCGGUUAUGGUGCAGCUACCUGAAUUGCACCCUUUUGAUAACAUGCAACUCGUGCUUGUUGCUGCCGCUUCUCUUGGGGUGGUGGUGUCGAUCGCUCGGGUGUACCUGAUUAAGCCAGAGAGUGCCAGGUCUCUUCCACCUUCCCCACCCACGCAUAGACUUUUGGGGCACUUCCUGCCCUCUCCCAACCAGUUUCUCACUAUAGCGAGAUGGAUUGACCAGUACGGUCCUCUGAUCACCAUCCGCUCAGGUGCUGAAAAAAUCGUUUUCAUCGGUCGUCACCAUGCUGCGAUGGAUAUCAUGGAGAAGCAGGGCGGAUCGCUAGCCGAUCGUCCUCGUAUGGUCGCAGCUGGAGAAAUCCUUAGCGGCGGACUGUCCGUCGCGUUUGCACCUGCUGGAGACAGGCAUCGUCGGAUGCGCAGAGCACUUCAUACACAUCUUCAGCCUAAAGCAGCUGAGGGGUAUCACCCCCUGCAGAUGUCACACGCGAAAAAGACGGUGCUCGAUAUUCUCGAUGAUCCACGCAACUUCCAGAAGCAUGCGACGACUUAUGCCGCGACGACGAUUAUCAAAAUAACAUAUGGGGAAACUACUCCCGCGUCCACGAUUGAUAUCGAAGUGAAAGAGAUGCGCCAGUUCCUUGACACAUUUCGCCUAGCUCUGCGCCCUGGCGCCUACCUGGUGGAUUUAAUUCCAUGGCUGAAAUACCUUCCUGGGUAUGGCCGAAACUUAAGGCGGGAGUUUGAAAGGACCAGAAAACUCUACACUACUCAGCUGAACCGAGUUAAACAGCACGUGAACGAUGUGGAAGUCGGGCCUUCGUUUGGGAAAUACAUGCUAGAAAAUAACCAUCUCUAUGGUUUGUCAGAGAUCGAGAUGAUAUUUCUUGCUGGCGCUUUCUUUGGAGCAGGGUCCGAUACGACUGCUGUGGCAAUAUGUACGGUACUAAUGGCAGCCGCAUGUUUCCCUGAGGAACAAGCUAAAGUCCAGGCCGAGCUUGAUGCAGUGAUCGGAAGGAAGCGAGCACCGACCUUCGCUGAUAGACAAUUUCUUCCUCGUCUGGAUGCCUUCAUCUCUGAGGCUUUGAGAUGGAGACCGUUGACUCCUAACGGAUUUGGUCAUCGAACGACUAAAGACGUAAUUUGGGAAAACUACUGCAUUCCCGCCGGGACUAGGGUAAUUGGCAGCCAUUGGGCCAUCUCUCGAGAUCCAGAAGUCUAUCCUGAACCUGAAGCAUUCAAGCCUCAGCGCUGGAUCAACGACCAAGGUCGCUUGAGAGACGACCUCACAUUCUUUGUCUAUGGCUUUGGUCGGCGCAUAUGUCCUGCACAACACGUUGCGAACAGAUCGGUGUUCAUAAACACGCUCCUUAUUCUUUGGGCUUUCCAGCUCAAUUUGGAUCCUACGAAGCCGCUGGAUGACUUUGGGUUUAUGACUGGCAUAAUGCCAUAUGACCGGCCGUGUACUAUUGACUUUAAGACCAGGGUUCCAGAAGACGAGCUCAGGCUCAUGAUGCAGAAUUAUCCUGAGGUCGUAUGA
Molecule: messenger RNA, 1587 nt
Organism: Suillus clintonianus
Lineage: Eukaryota; Fungi; Basidiomycota; Agaricomycetes; Boletales; Suillaceae
Product: cytochrome P450
Exons: 13
Coding region: 55-1587 (510 amino acids)
Molecular function (GO): iron ion binding; monooxygenase activity; oxidoreductase activity, acting on paired donors, with incorporation or reduction of molecular oxygen
Source: RefSeq, a predicted model, not a curated record